This is a messenger RNA of Plasmodium gallinaceum, 516 nucleotides long. RefSeq names its product iron-sulfur assembly protein, putative (gene SufA). The record is from RefSeq and is a predicted model, not a curated record. Gene Ontology annotation, cellular component: chloroplast stroma. Gene Ontology annotation, biological process: iron-sulfur cluster assembly. The coding region runs from base 1 to 516 and encodes 171 amino acids. Lineage: Eukaryota; Apicomplexa; Aconoidasida; Haemosporida; Plasmodiidae. Gene Ontology annotation, molecular function: protein-macromolecule adaptor activity; iron-sulfur cluster binding. The transcript has 5 exons.
AUGCUUGUUCAUACUUUUUUUUAUUUUUCUAUAGCUCUUAAAAUUAUAAAUGCUUUACGAAUGAGUGUAUUUACCUCUUAUAUAAAUUCUCUUAAUACAUUCCCAAAUAAAAAUAAAUUAAGAAGGAAGUAUAUGAACAGACUGAAACUAGUCGAUGAAUCAAUUAAAAAUAACGAACAUAUAAUUAAAUUGACAGAUAAUGCAGAAAGGAAAAUUAAAGAAUUAGUAAAAGAAAAGGAAGAAGAUUUCUUAAUAUUAAAGUUAUUUGUUCAAAACGGGGGUUGCAAAGGUCUACAGUAUAAAUUAAACCCAAUUAAAAAGGAUGAAAUUGAAGAUGAUGAUUAUAUACAACAAUUUGAAAAUUUAAGAUUUAUUUUAUCUAUAGAUUCAACCAGUGUUAUUUAUGUUUUUAAUAAUACUCUUGACUAUAAUAAUGACUUAAUAAAUGGUGGAUUUAAGUUUAUUAAUCCAAAUGCAACUAAAAAGUGUGGUUGUGGGAAAUCAUUUAAUAUUUAG